CCUUUUUUCCGCGAAUGCACUUCCAGUGUUGUGACGGUUGUGACCUUUUGUUUACUGUCUGUCUUGUCAAAAAAUAGAAACUAACUAGCUGGCCGUGGGAAACCAUAUUCCUCCCUCCUGCUUACUAUAUUACAGAGCUUCGGACGCAACGGGGAUUAGUCGAUAUAUAUAUAUUUUUUAAAACAUGAAUUCCGCCACAACAGACAGCUUUCGACGUGUUUGCACGGGGAGCGAUUUACCUCAACGGAGGCGACCACAAGUGAGCUAGCUGGUUAGCUAGCUGGCUAACGAACCGGUCGGUGCUCGCUCGUCGUCCUCCGGUCCAGGUUUCUGUGUUGUUAGACAGGUUAGCGUGACGUCCGGCCCUCAGGCAGGUGGAGACUACAAACUGAAACUGCUAAAAACGGAGUCGUUUUAGCAUUUUUUUUUUUUUUUUGCCGAAAUAUUUUACAAACCAUGGCCUGUAGUUUCCUAAACACGGAUGAGGCGUCUCCACCGGCUCUGACGGACCUGUGCCUGACCCACGUGAGCCAGAACCUGGAGUGUUUUUGUGUGAAGCGCCCCGAUGGCUCCCUGUGCUUCAGAGAGGCGGUGCUCUUCCCGCAGGAGCUGGCGGACCAGCUGCUGGCCAAGAUGGCCACUGAAGGUCUGUUGAAUGACAGCACCGUGGGUGUAUUUCGGAACUGUGAAUACCUGCGCCUGAGACGUGCCUGCAUUCGUACGGCGCGCAUCUCUGCGGAGGCCUUCCAGAAAGCCCUCUGCUCUCACAGACUGCUGGAGCUGGAUGCUGCCAGGGUCAACGCGGACCUCACUAUUCCUGAUAUCCUACAGGGACUGGCCUCCAAUAAGUAUUGUCAGGAGUCCCUCCAGCGACUCGUCCUAACGGGUCUCACCAUGUCCUCUCUGGAGGAACCGAUCCGGCAUCGCUUCAGCUCCCUCCAGGGCCUCCGCUCCCUCUCUCUGGCCAACGUCGACUUCUACGACUCCGGGCUCGUCGACGUGUGUUCGCUGCCUCGGCUGGAGAGCCUCGAUCUCUCCAACACCUCGGUCACCAACCUGAGCCCGCUGCUGGGCCUGAAGGAGCGGCUGCGCUCGCUAACUCUGCACCAGCUGAAGAGGCUGGAGAUGAGCACCGCUCAGCUGCUGGGAGUCAUAGGCCAGUUGGAUGUUUUGCAGCACCUGGACAUCAGCGAUGAUAAGCAGUUUACCUCUGACGUGGCUCGUCAGCUGCUUGGACAGCCAGGCAUCCUGCCCGCUCUCAUUUCCCUGGAUGUGUCUGGGAGGAAACAGGUCACAGAUGCAGCUGUCAAGGCGUUUGUGGAGGAGAGGCCGGGGAUGACCUUUGUGGGACUUCUGGCCACAGAUGCUGGGUUUUCCGACUUCCUCUCAGGAAAAGGAACUCUCAAGGUAACAGGAGAGGCCUACGAGACCCAGAUCUGCGAGGCCCUGCGGCGCUACAGUGAGAGGGAAGGGUUCGUGAGAGAAGCUCUGUUUCAUCUGUUCAGCCUGACCCAUGUCAUGGAGAAACCGAGGCCCGACAUCCUCAAGCUGGUAGUUUUGGGUAUGAAGAAUCACCCCGCCACUCUGAAUGUCCAGCUGGCAGCGAGUGCCUGUGUGUUCAACCUGACGAAGCAGGACCUGGCAGCAGGAAUGCCGGUGCGACUGCUGAGCACCGUCACUCAGCUUCUACUGGAGGCCAUGAGGACGUUCCCCAACCACCAGCAGCUGCAGAAGAAUUGCCUCCUGUCUCUGUGCAGCGAUCGCAUUUUGCAAGAGGUUCCAUUCAACAGGUUUGAAGCUGCCAAACUGGUGAUGCAGUGGCUCUGCAACCACGAAGACCAGAACAUGCAGAGGAUGGCCGUGGCUAUCAUUUCCAUACUGGCUGCUAAGCUGUCCACAGAGCAGACGGCUCAGCUGGGAGCAGAGCUGUUCAUAGUGAAGCAACUGCUCCACAUUGUGCGUCAGAAGGCCACUCAGGGCGUAGUGGACGCCACCCUCAAGUUUACGCUGAGUGCACUCUGGAACCUCACCGAUGAGUCGCCGACGACCUGCCGCCAUUUUAUCGAGAACCAGGGCCUGGACCUGUUCAUCAAAGUUCUAGAGUCCUUCCCCAUCGAGUCCUCCAUUCAGCAGAAGGUUCUCGGCCUGCUGAACAACAUAGCGGAGGUCGGGGAGCUGCACGUGGAGCUGAUGGUGCAGGGCUUCCUGGACCACAUCAGCACCCUGCUGCACAGCCCAGAGGUGGAGGUCAGCUACUUCGCCGCGGGCAUCCUGGCACACCUGACGUCACGAGGAGAGGAAGCCUGGACGCUCAGCCGAGAGCUUCGGGCCUCGCUGCUGGCGCAGCUGCAUGACGUCAUCAUGAAGUGGCCCGCGCCCGAGUGUGAAAUGGUGGCCUACAGGUCAUUUAACCCCUUCUUUCCCCUGCUGGAGUGCUUUCACACCCCCGGUGUCCAGCUGUGGGCGGCCUGGGCCAUGCAACACGUCUGCAGCAAGAACGCCGCUCGCUACUGCAGCAUGCUGCUGGAGGAGGGCGGCCUGCAGCAGCUGGAGCUCGUUCAUACGAACCCACAGACCCACAAAGACGUCAAGCUGUUGGCUAAGAGCAUCCUGGAGAGCCUGCAGCGCCACAGUGCCCGCACCGGGCAGCCCGCCGCCACCAUCGCCUCGCUGAGAAAAUGAGGCUCCCGGACCAAGAGUGAGCCGACUCCCACCACAGAGGGGACUUCAUCAAGGAAACACAGAGGAAAAAGACUCCGCAAUUCUUUGCACACACACACACUAACUUUAUUUAUUUUCUUUUGUUUGUUUCUUGUGAUUGAAAAAAAUUAUUUAAUUAUGAGAACUGGUGGUCAGUUAAGAUUUUAAUACCAAAAUAAUGAAAAAAACCUUUCAGUGCUCACGUGCAAAUCUCAGUUUGAGGGUCCCGCCUCUGGGUCCUCAAUACUGCUGCUGCGCUCCUCUUUAUUUAGUCCUUUUUACCAGCUAAUGCCUUUGAUUUGAUGCGACGGGACACUCGCCUGAGGGCGGUGUUCACUGGGUUCAAAUGUUCCAAAUGUUAAAGAUGAAAACCUUAACUAAACGCAUCUCUUUGAGAAGCUCCAGUUUAUUUACUUUCCUCAACAUUUGGCAGCCGCUAAAUCAGAAGAUCCAGAGUAGAGUUCAAGCGUCCCCUCUGGACACGAAUGGCAAUAAUGAUUUUUGGUCAGUAUAGUGGUGACAUAUUUACACGUGUAUUAUGGAGUCACAGCUGUGUUUUCUCUUUGUAUAUAUGCGUAUGUUCGCUGUGCUUUCAUAUGCGUGUCACAUUCUGAGACAGCGCUUCGGUGUGAGCAUGCGUGUGUAAGUACGUCUGUAGCUGCAUCUUUAAAAUCAAUAAACGUGGAUGUGAUUUGUACAUAAUAGAAAAUGAGAGAGAAACAGGACGUCGGGUUGUUCAGUAUUGGUUGCAUGGAAAUUAUUAUACUGCGUGUUCCAUUGUUCAUCUGAGAAUUAUGAUUAAGAACAAAGUAAACGGAGAUAUAUGGGAAAUAUUCAUGAGUGGAAACAUUAGUAUCCAACCAGGUACACUUCCACUGUCCAGAGCAGCUGACCGUUGAGCCCACAUUCUCUCUCAUUCAGGCCCCAACAUCCUCCUCUAUGCAAUCCAAACUAAACUAAUGUUGCUUAUAAAACUGCUGUCAAACCCUGAUUCAGUCCCGAUACGACUCGUUGGACAUAGAGAUACGAUAUUGGGCUACUUAAUGGUACUAAAAAAACAGCUGUCAGCAAAACACACAUCACCUCAUCUGCUCAGUGAAUUAUUGUUUUCUGUGCAUCGAUUGUCGUAUGAGCUUGCUAGUCGUGCAUGAGCUGAUCUCAUCGGCUUCAACAAAGGCAGAGAGCAGCAGAAUCUGUGUGUAGUUCUGUUGCUCCUGAUGCGUCGGAUUGUUUAGUCGAGCCUCCGAACAUCGGCCAGUGUCGGUUUAAUUCAAGAUGGAAGAUAUAAAAAGUAGAAGAUCCUGUGCGUCUGUUAGGACUGUGCCAUGUUGCUGCUGAGUCACGUUAUCAUGUUUGGAAAUAAAGAAUGUUCAUUCCCAUAAACUGGAGAUGA
Messenger RNA from Anarrhichthys ocellatus (wolf-eel), 4093 nucleotides. It is a transcript of the gene zyg11, whose product is annotated as zyg-11 family member, cell cycle regulator. Gene Ontology annotation, molecular function: protein binding. Gene Ontology annotation, cellular component: Cul2-RING ubiquitin ligase complex. The transcript is spliced from 18 exons. The record is from RefSeq and is a predicted model, not a curated record. Bases 457 to 2682 code for a protein of 741 amino acids. Lineage: Eukaryota; Metazoa; Chordata; Actinopteri; Perciformes; Anarhichadidae.